AUGUCACCACACCACACCACGCCUAGGACGGGGGCUGCGGCGUCCGCCGCCCUCCUGCCUUCCAUCUGCCGGGACCCGGGCCGAUCCUCGGGACGUCCCUUUAGGGAUCUUGCGGGGACCUCUGUGAUAUCCAGCAGCCAAGAGGACCGUCCCGAGGGACCUCCCCUCCUCAAGCCACCCGCGGUGACAGUCAAGAAGCUGCAGAAGUGGAUGUACAAAGGACGCCUGCUGUCCCUGGGGAUGAAGGGUCGCGCUCGUGGGACAGCACCCAAAGUUCCCGGAGCGCAGGCAGCCUCUCCAAAUUUGGGCAGUUGGAAAGUGCAGGAAAACCACGUCCUCUCGGUGACUACGGACCAGAGAAUCACACUGACAGCAGACUUACUUGGGAGUGACUGUGGGCCUCCACUGAAGGAAAGGGACCCUGAAGAUGUAAAGGAUAACGCUGGGUUUAGAGGUCGCCAUCUCCUUAACAGCAUCACUGUUUCAAAGAAACGCAAUUGGCUGUAUCAGAGCACCCUGAGGUCGCAGAGUCUGGACCAGAGUAAGCAGUGCCAAGAUGGAAGUAAUUUCUCCCUCUCCCCGGUGUCUCCGCCCAGACACAGGCAGUCUCCGCCUGUCUCUAAGUCCCCCGAGGAACACUGCACACAUUCGAUGUGUAAUGCUGCCAGCCCUCCCUUAUCAGGAAGCCGCUCUUUAGACUUCAGUGAGGACACCGAUGCUGAUGAUGAAGGAGAAAUAUGGUACAAUCCUAUCCCUGAGGAAGACGAGCUUGGUGUAGCAAGUGUCUUGCGUCUUGAGGAGGGAAACGCUGCCACAGGGAGGCUCCCUGCUCUCAGUGUGAGCAUGUUCUCUGCUAGAGACCUGAGGAAGGCUGAGCCUCGUGGAGAAGAGUUGCUGUGUCCUGCCCAGCACACAGGUGAUAUCCAGAUCAUACAGUCAAAUGGAAUUAUUUCUGAAGCUUCCAUCCAUUCUACAGAAGCUGUGCAACAGUGCAAGCAAAGGUUAGGACACAGGACACAAGGCAUGAUGGCAGAGGACAUCCCCUUGUUGAAAUCUGCUUUUACAGGUCCUGGGAUCUUCGUUUCUGCAAACAGGACUGAGCUGAGAGCUAUGGAACCGUCUUCUCCAAGCCCGAGCCCUGUGAAGAAAGGCAGUUCAAUUACUUGGUCUUUGCCAGACAAAAUAAAAUCUCCACGCACUGUGAGGAAACUUUCCAUGAAAAUGAAAAGGUUGCCAGAAUUCAGCCGAAAGCUGGGUGCCAGGGGAACCUCGCAGUAUGUGAACAGUCCAGAGAGUACUUUGUCUAAAUGUGACUGUCGAGAACUGCCUCAUAGUGUUACUCUGUCCUCUGGAAACCCAACCAGGAACGUUAUAAGCCGGUACCAUCUCGAUAGCACUGUAUCGUCCCAGCACAAUUACCAGAAGAGAGCCACUGGGAGCUCAAAGUAUUCCUGCAAGGGUGGUUACCUCAGUGAUGGAGACUCACCCGAACUCAGAACCAAAUCUAGCAAGCAUGGAUCAGAGCACAAACUUGGAAAAGGGAGAGAAGCCAUUCCAAACAGUUGUAGCAAAAAUGAACUAGAUAUAGAUGCCUUUAGACAUUACAGCUUUGCUGACCAACCCAAGUGCUCACAGUACAUCUCAGGGCUCAUGAGUGUGCACUUCUAUGGCGCAGAGGGUUUAAAGCCACCCCGGAUAGAUUCCAAAGAUGUCUUUUGUGCAAUUCAGGUAGACUCAGUAAACAAAGCCAGAACAGCUUUGCUCACCUGUCGGACGACGUUUUUAGACAUGGACCACACUUUCAACAUAGAGAUUGAAAACGCUCAGCAUUUGAAACUGGUGGUGUUUAGUUGGGAGCCCUCUCCAAGGAGAAACCGAGUGUGCUGCCAUGGCACCAUUGUCCUGCCUGCUUUAUUCCGAGUGACAAAGACACAUCAGCUGGCUGUCAAACUUGAACCCAGAGGCCUUAUUUAUGUCAAGGUGACCCUCAUGGAGCAGUGGGAGAAUUCUCUCCAUGGCCUGGAUAAAAGCCGUGAAUCAGUCAUGUUUGGUGUUGACAUUCAGAAAGUCGUAGAGAAAGAAAACGUGGGCUCCAUGGUGCCACUGUUGAUCCAGAAAUGCAUCGUGGAGAUUGAAAGGAGGGGCUGCCAGGUUGUAGGCCUGUAUCGAUUGUGUGGUUCAGCAGCUGUCAAGAAAGAGCUUCGAGAGGCUUUUGAGAAGGAUAGCAAAACUGUUGGUCUGUGUGAAAGCCAGUACCCAGAUAUAAAUGUAAUAACAGGAGUUCUUAAAGACUAUCUAAGAGAACUUCCUUCUCCACUGAUAACAAAGCAGCUGUAUGAGGCCGUGUUAGAUGCGAUGGGGAAAAGUCCUUUGAAAAUGUCAUCAAAUGGUUGUGAAAAUGAGUUGGGUGACUCCAAGUUCACCGUUGGCCUGCUGAAUUGCUUGCCGGAUGUUGAGAAGGCAACCCUGAAGAUGCUGUUAGAUCACCUGAAACUGGUGGCUUCGUACCAUGAAGUGAAUAAGAUGACCUGCCAGAAUUUAGCUGUGUGCUUUGGACCAGUGUUGCUUCACCAGAGGCAAGAGACUUCGACCCACAGCAACAGAGUCUUCACCGACUCCGAAGAGCUCGCAAGUGCUUUGGACUUCAAGAAGCACAUUGAGGUCCUUCACUACUUGCUCCAGCUCUGGCCAGUGCAACGCUUAGCUGUCAAAGAACCCCCAGACAGUCUGUGCCUGGAGCAGUCAUCUCUGAAUCAUUUGAGGCGAAAGAGAGAACGACCGUGUGUAUUGAAUCUGAGCAGUACUGAUUCAUCCGGCGUGCUGAGGCCAAGGCCGGCCAGGCUAGAUAGUCCACUCAGCAACCGCUAUGCAGGAGACUGGAGCAGCUGUGGGAAAAACUAUUUUUUAAAUAUGAAAGAAAAUUUCAAAGAUUUGGAUUAUGAUGAUGUUCCCUUAGAAGAUGGGGAAAGUAGAGACCCUCCCAAAACGGAUGGAGCGGAGGUCAUGAUCAAGCAACAACACCCCGUGUCUAAAGCCUGCACGUUUCAGACGUACUUGACAAUGGAGACAAUCGAGUCUACCAUGAGCCAGAAGGCUAACCUCAGAGAUCUGCAAGAAAGUAUUGAUGCUUUGAUUGGCAGUCUGGAGCGUGAGCUCAAUAAGAACAAGCUGAAUAUGAGUGUGUGAGAUGGGGGCAGUUUUAUUUGUGAUGGUGGUGUCAUCAGGUUUCAGGUCAAUCCUCAGUUUCCUUUUUUACUCCUCUCAUGGAAUUAAGUUAAUUCCUAAUAAGUUCAUGUGAUUCAGUUACAAACACUAUUCAUUAAUAUGGUUGUUUUAGUUAUGACCAUUUGGGGGACGUUUUAAUAAACCUUGCUGGUCAUGUGGAGGAGACUUGGGGGUGUGUAUAGGGUCAGGGAGUUUUUACCCCUCAUGGCUUUGGUGCGUUGUGAGAACUGCUCUUCUGUAGAUGGGGACAGGUGUCCACUGCAGCUGGCCAGGCUGAUUUGCAGUCAGAGUCCUCGUGCAAUGCCAUUUGGUCACAUUUCAUUUGCAAUAUGAAUGCUGCUAUAUGAAAACUUUUUAUAAAUGUAAAAUUAUACAGAUAUUAAUUAAUGUAUUAACAUUCAGUAAUUAUUUAAGCUUAUAAAAAUUAAAUAUUUUUAUGAUUCUGAGAACAUGUAUAUAUUUAUAAGUGCAUUGUAGAUAUAGAUUUUACAAUGAGGGAAGGAGUUGACUGUAGAAUUCCAUGUAUUUUAAAAAGUAUGUCAUGAGGCCAAAUUUAUUAGCCUAAAAAUGUGUUCAUCAGGGAAAGACCGAUUAAGUUAAAAGAUAAGUUACAUAAAAGCCACUUGAAUGAAUACACACUAGAAGUGUUUGAGGAGAAAUGAUGGUGUUUCUGUUUUGCUUCUUAGACUCAGUGUCCCUGUGAAAAGUCAUACUCUUAAGCUGAGCCCUUCAGCUGAGUAAGGGAUGGAGUGACCCUGCAUAGUGACCUAAGCAGACUUCACCUGUUCUGUGCAUUUUUGCUUUAUGUGAAUCUGUAUUUAUUUGUAGUGGUACACUUAAAUGUUGACUUCACAAUUGCCCUUGUUUCUAAAGAAGUCAUCUUGCCAGGAUGCUACAUUUUUACAAUUUUUUUUUAUUAACUUAUUAUUAAGUACAUCUGUGAGGCAGUUGUUACAGAAACCAUACUGGUGUUUGAAAAGAUGUAAAUUUAGAAGGUUUUUAAAAAUUAAAUUGUCAUGUGUUUUAAAAACUUUCAUACUGACAAAUGUGUAAUUUUAAAAGUAUAAAUGAAACUUGAGUUACCAGGUUUAAAGUGUGACAGCUAUGCAAAAACUGGUUUCUUAAUGUUUUUCUAAAUAUUAGAGUAUAAAUGUAACAACCACUUCUAUGUAAUACACAGAAUAUUCAGGUAUUUAAUUUGAAAGCCACUAUAUAAAGAAAAAUAACUAUUUUUAUGUGAGACUUUCUUUUUUUACAACUUUGUGUAACAAAUACCAGAGACUAUGCACCAAGAGUGUGUCAUGAGUAAACAAAGUAUUGUUAAAUGUUUUGUGGGGAAAGUCUCUGUUUCUUCCCUUUGUGUCAUGUAUGUAAGUCAAGUAAGUGGCUCCAGAAAUGUCACUUUUAUUAAAGAUAUUAUAACAGUG
Cricetulus griseus (Chinese hamster) is the source of this 4652-nucleotide messenger RNA. The record is from RefSeq and is a predicted model, not a curated record. Lineage: Eukaryota; Metazoa; Chordata; Mammalia; Rodentia; Cricetidae.